AUGGCUGUAUGUCGAUCAGGAUCUGCAGCCGAUACUCAGGCAAUCGCUGAUAUAGUCAAAUAUCACAUCGAAGUGUAUAGUAUGAUGGAGAACGAACCUGUAACUAUCUAUCGUGGAGCACAAAUUUUUCGCAAGUUCCUAUACAACUAUCGCGAUCAGCUCUCUGCUUCGGUUUUGAUUGCGGGCUAUGAUGAUGUGGAAGGGGGUCAGCUAUACGCUAUCCCCUUGGGUGGCUUUGUGACACGACAGAAAUCAACGGCAUCUGGUUCGGGAUCUACUUUUGUGCAGGGUUUUCUCGAUAACGCAUGGAAGCCGAACUUGACGAAGGAAGAAUGCAAAGCCAUAGUUAAGCAAGCCGUGGGAUUGGCUGUGUUCCGUGAUGGGUGA
Molecule: messenger RNA, 387 nt
Organism: Cylicostephanus goldi
Lineage: Eukaryota; Metazoa; Nematoda; Chromadorea; Rhabditida; Strongylidae
Source: the annotation of a GenBank genome assembly